Messenger RNA from Rhinolophus ferrumequinum (greater horseshoe bat), 583 nucleotides. RefSeq names its product U1 small nuclear ribonucleoprotein C-like. Gene Ontology annotation, biological process: mRNA 5'-splice site recognition; mRNA splicing, via spliceosome; spliceosomal snRNP assembly. The coding region runs from base 13 to 474 and encodes 153 amino acids. The transcript has a single exon. Gene Ontology annotation, molecular function: zinc ion binding; pre-mRNA 5'-splice site binding. NCBI's taxonomy places the organism in Eukaryota, Metazoa, Chordata, Mammalia, Chiroptera, Rhinolophidae. Gene Ontology annotation, cellular component: nucleus; U1 snRNP. The record is from RefSeq and is a predicted model, not a curated record.
UUGCGCAGCAACAUGCCUAAGUUUUAUUGUGACUACUGCGAUACAUAUCUCACUCAUGACUCUCCAUCUGUGAGAAAGACACACUGCAGUGGUAGGAAACACAAAGAGAAUGUGAAAGACUACUAUCAGAAAUGGAUGGAAGAGCAGGCUCAGAGUCUGAUUGACAAAACAACCGCAGCAUUUCAGCAAGGAAAGAUACCUCCUACUCCACUCUCUGCUCCUCCUCCUGCGGGGGCAAUGAUCCCACCUCCCCCCAGCCUCCGUAUGAUGCCAGCACCCCACAUGGGGGGCCCUCCCAUGAUGCCAAUGAUGGGCCCGCCUCCUCCUGGGAUGAUGCCUGUGGGACCUGCUCCUGGAAUGAGGCCGCCCAUGGGAGGCCACAUGCCAAUGAUGCCAGGGCCCCCCAUGAUGAGACCUCCCGCCCGUCCCAUGAUGGUACCCACCCGGCCAGGAAUGACUCGACCAGACAGAUAAGGGAAGAGGGGAGCCUCUUUCUAACAGUUCUAUAUAACUUGUUCUAUUUCGCCAGGAGAUCAUGGUGCUGGGACUCUGGGUGUUUCCAAACAGCAUGACAAGGAAUACU